Molecule: messenger RNA, 1429 nt
Organism: Macaca mulatta (Rhesus monkey)
Lineage: Eukaryota; Metazoa; Chordata; Mammalia; Primates; Cercopithecidae
Gene: SLURP2
Product: secreted LY6/PLAUR domain containing 2
Cellular component (GO): plasma membrane
Source: RefSeq, a predicted model, not a curated record
GGACCCCAUCCCACCAUCUCUGAUUUCUCAAGCUAUCUGGUUCCUGACCCCAGCUUCUCAACUGCCCCAGGAAGGAGGACCUGCAUCUGCCAGCCCCUCUCUCAGGAUCUCCCUCCUCCUGGGCCCACCUCCCAGCCAUAAGGAGCCCCCUAGACAGAGGGGUGGACAGAAGCCAUGUGGGCAGCCCAAGAGACGCACAGAGGUCCCCAGGUUGGCAAGGCUAACUGGUUACAGACAGGUCCUUUGGGGCCCCAGCCCCUCACCAGCCUUUGGAGGAACAGCCGAUGGCUCCCGCUCUCCAGGGUGUCCUUUCUGGGCUCUUACCUUAUCCUUGGGGCCCCUUUUAGUGCCAAGGGCCUUUCUGUCCCCCGACUCCUGUGCACAGAUCCUGGAGCAUCAGUCACAGCGUGACAAUGGCCGUGGUUCCUUGUUGGGAUGACAGACGACGGAGAGGCGGCUCACAGCCAUGCUCCCUCUGCGCUCUCCCAGCCCUGGGGGGUCAGGAUGGGAAAGUUCUGACUUCUUUGGAGGAGGUCUUGUCAUCGAACUCACUCUAGGGUGGGAGUACGGGUGAAGACCUCUGGCUUACACCCAGCCCUGAGCUUCAUGUGCAUUUUGAGGUGUAAGGGGUGGGCUGGGUGCUGGUGCCUGAGGCCCUCCCUCCUUCCCACCAGACCUUCCUUCCCAGCCGCUGAGGGAGACCGGCCUGUGGCCGUCGCCUGCCUGUUGCCAGGCCAUUUUAUGGGAUCCUCAGUCCCGUCAACCAGGGCUAUCCUGCUUUACCGACAAGAAGAGAUGGCUCCUGAGAUUACACAGGCCCGCCUGGAGGCCUAACCAGCAAGCUUUGGGGCCAGGUUGGCCCCUAUCGCCUGGACCCCAGCCCAGCUCCUUGGCUGAGCCCAGCUGCCCGGUGACUCAGACCCACAGAGUCUGCUGAGCGGGCGAGGGCCAGGGCGGGGUGCCAGCAGGUAUAAGGCAGCCGGCCAGGGCGCUGAAAGCCCGACCUCACCAGGAGAACAUGCAGUUCCACACUGGGCUCCUGCUGGCCGCCGUCCUGAGCCUACAGCUGGCUGCAGCCCAAGCCUUGUGGUGUCACCAGUGCACGGGCUUCGGAGGGUGCUCCCGUGGAUCCAGAUGCCCGAGGGAUUCCACCCACUGCGUCACUACUGCCACCCGCCCCCGGACACUCAGCCCCCACAGCCCUCACGGCCUGGCGCCAGGGCUCACGGCCGCCCCUCCCUCGAGCCUGGCCGGCCCACAUCUCCCGGCCUCUGCAGCCACCAUCCAGCAUCACUUGUCCUUGGGAAGUCCUGUGUGGAGUCUUGUCUAAAUCUGCUGCUGUCCAAGCCUGGGGCCCAUCGUGCCUGCCACCCCUUCAGUUCCCAACCUCCCCCAAAUAAAAUAUGAUUGGAUCAUGUGGCACAAGCUA